GCAAUGCUGCAUGCAGCCAGCAGAAGGGUCCAAACAAGGACCACUGCAAGAGAUUGAGAGGAAGAACAGGAGGGAGAAGAAGGAGGCCAAAAGGAAGAAGAUCCCUCUCCAACCACCCAACCAACAUCCAACCAUCCACGUCUGCCCCUAGCACAGUAUCGCACAAGAAGAAGAACAAGAGGGUUUCGACACUCAUUGAAUCCUUGAACACCGUUUUUCGAUCUCGCACCAGCUCUUCUUUUGGUGGUUGAUGAGCUGAGGCGCAGGAGGUCGGGAAGAUAAUGAAUAUCCUCGUUUAUCUGGCUUAAGGAUCCAUUGGAACAACAUGGGAUUGUACUGGCAUUGGGGGCUGGUUCUACUCUUCAGUGCGUCAAUCCAGGCCCAGGAUCUUUACUGUGGAGACCAGAACUGUUAUGAAGUCUUGGGGGUCACCCGAGACUCUCCCAAAUCCGAGUUUGGCAAGAGCUACCGGAAGUUGGCCGGAAAAUGGCAUCCGGAUCGGUUCAAGACACCCGAGGAAAAGGAGACGGGCGAGAAGAAGUUCAUGCAAAUUGCCACAGCAUAUGAGGUGUUGAAGGAUGAUGAGUCCCGAGAAGAGUACAACUACAUGCUGGAACAUCCGGAGGAGAUGUGGCAGAAUUACUAUCGUUACUAUCGACGCCGCAUGUCGCCCAAAGUGGAUGUCCGGAUUGUGAUUGCCGUGACCAUAUCCGUGAUCUCCUUGAUCCAGUACUACUCGUCCUGGACGAAUUAUGAAGAUGCCAUGAAGUAUUUAGUGGCCAUGCCCAAAUAUCGCAUCAAGGCCAUGGAAAUUGCCAAAGAAGAUGGCCUGCUCAAACGGGACAAGAAAUUAGACCGGGGCAAAUCGAAAGAGCAAAUCAAGGAGGAGGAUGACCGUGUCAUUCGCCAGGUCAUCGAGGAUAAAAUGGAUAUCCAGGGUGGGUAUGCCAAGCCCAAGGUCACGGAUGUUCUCUGGGUCCAGAUGAUCUUCCUGCCUUGGACGAUAUGCUCUUGGACGCACUUUUAUGGGCGCUGGUUUUGGAAGUACGGCAUCAAAUGCGAGGACUACGAGGACCAAGAUAAACUUUAUGUGAUACGCAAGAACAUGGGCUUGAGUCAAGGCCAGUUCAACUCCAUGUCAGAGGAGGAAAAGAACGAGUUCUUGGACUUGGAGUUGUGGAAGAAAGAUAGUUUCCAACAAUGGAAACAGGUCACAGAGGAUGAAAUGAGGGCCAAACUCGCUCAAAGUGGGCGAUACAAACAAUAUCGUCGCUACAUGCGCAAUCAUGGGCCUGAUCGAAUGACUUUUGAUGAUAGUUGAUACAUAUGUUGUUCUCGUUGUGCUUUUAUAUAUAUUAUUAAUUGAACAUAAUACAAUAGAGCCUCCAGUCGAAGACGGAAACGCUCUGGUAGUGUUAAUACAUUUUGCAUUUAUGUCA
Messenger RNA from Tigriopus californicus, 1439 nucleotides. RefSeq names its product dnaJ homolog subfamily C member 25 homolog. Gene Ontology annotation, cellular component: endoplasmic reticulum membrane. Bases 326 to 1321 code for a protein of 331 amino acids. The record is from RefSeq and is a predicted model, not a curated record. NCBI's taxonomy places the organism in Eukaryota, Metazoa, Arthropoda, Copepoda, Harpacticoida, Harpacticidae. The transcript is spliced from 4 exons. Gene Ontology annotation, biological process: protein folding.